This is a messenger RNA of Knipowitschia caucasica, 5790 nucleotides long. The record is from the annotation of a GenBank genome assembly. Lineage: Eukaryota; Metazoa; Chordata; Actinopteri; Gobiiformes; Gobiidae.
AUGAAGAGCAGGAAGCCAAGGCUUGGCAAAGCUGGGACCAGCAAGAGGAAAGUUUCCAGCGACAUUUCUCCGUCAACCAGUCUCCCACCGUUGGUGGAGGGCCAGCUCAGAUGCUUCCUGCGUGUGACAGUGAGCCGGGUGUUAUGGACAGUUCACAAUCCUCCUGCAAACACAUUUGUCAGGCUGCGCUGGUGGGGCGAGACCUCCAAUGGGACCCACUUUUUUCCCAGAGAUGGAUCACAAGCUGAACAGAAAACACUGAAGACAACGACACGAUUCCCCAUCCGCUGUGGACCAAAACAGUUCACGUCAUACCUAUCAGAUAUGGGUUGCAUUGUGCUUGAAGUGCUCACAAAAUCUGACCAUUUACCAAUUGCACGAGCUCAAGUGGCUGGCAUCCCUCGUCUUUCUCUAUCGCACUCUAUUAGUGGAUUCUACACUCUGGUUUCUCCCACAUCUGAGAAAAUGGGGGAGUUGCAGGUUUCACUUUGCUUGGAGCCUUUGACUGAAGCUUAUGACAGCAGCAGUUCAUGUCCUCCCACAGACAUCAGCAUUGAUAAAGCACCACAGGAAAUAAAUUCUUCUGAACCCAAGGACUCUGCUGGCAGUGGAAAGGAGUCUGCUGAAAAGACUAGUGACAACACACCAAGGGGGAAAGAUCAUCUAUAUUUCCAAAGAAAUGAGCAAAACAAGGCAUUAAUUGAAAACCAGAUUCUUGACACACGCCAUAGUUUAGAAAAGCCUUGUGACUCUGAUCCAACUGACGACUUACUCUCAGUUAUUUUAGAGCGUGGAAACAAGCUGCGCAAUGCUAUGGUUGUGUCAGCGGUUAAAAAUGACAUCAAUUCAGAUCCAACCAUCCCUCUAUAUCGGGACAAUACCCAGUUGUACACCAAACCUCCCUCUCCCCCUCCUGGAACUUUACUUCAAAAUAUACUGCUUGAAAAUACAAACUUGGAGCCCCUUUCUGGUUCAACUGUUGUUUGUGAUCAUGGCUUAGACGCCUCUAUUGACAUAGACCAAAAGGCUGUGGAGCUCCUUCUUGGCAGUACAUCUCCUUUACCUCUUUGGGGAGACUUAUCAGCUUUGUCCGACCCAAGCAGUUUGUAUGGAGACAGUGAUCUAAAUGACCCUCAGUAUGAUCAGAGCUUGUUGGAAAAUCUCUUCUACAAAUCCCCUGCCAUUGAUGAGAAAACUGUUAUUACAGAGUUUGGGGAAGAAGCACAACAACAAAAGUCCUGCACAAUCCAGAAAACAAAUGGAGUGGAAGAUGCUGUUCCUCCCAGUUUCUCUGAGGAUGAGCUGCGCAGGUUGAGUUUAGUCCAACUUCUGAGAGUCUGUGUAGAUUCUCUGGCUGUUUCCUCUGAGAACUCGUCCACUGCAUCAAGACACAUCAGCAAAGGCAAACCUCCACGCCCCUUGGCUUCUAAGAAAUGUACCUAUUUUGUUGAGUAUGUUUUUCCACGAAUCUCUGUCGAUCUUCAAAAAAAUGCGGAUGAAGUUACUCGAGCUGUUUCCAGUAAGAUUACUGGAGAAGUUGUGAAGUUCAGUCAGCGCUCUUUGUUUCCUGUUCACUUCAGUGCCGCUGCUGUUAGACAUUGGUGGGAAAAGGAUCUUACAUUUAGAAUAUUAUUGAGAAAAAGUGACCAAAAGAAGCCUAUUUUAGUUGGAAAGGCAGUUCAUCCACUUCGCAAUUUGCUGCUAAGCAAGUCAUUGUCUCAGUGUCUUCUGCUGCCUGUGAGUGUGGAAGAAGAUGGAGAAAUUAAGGACAUGGGGCCGCUAAAGGUGACUCUUGAGCUUGUCACAGGGAAAAAAGAUUCAAAAAUUCCUAUAAAGCCAUUGGGUCCAUUUGUGGAUGAUUCCGAGAGCCCUCAAAGAACCAUAGAAGAACCUCCAUGUCAGAACAGUUGUCACUCUUUUCCAUCUUCAAACAGAGAUCGGUACGCGGAGGAGCCCCCUCGUGUUCUGUUGCACACUUUGCUCAUGGUGCCAGAUGGAAAAGACUUUCAGUGUUCUCCAUUGCAUUCUCCAAAUGUCUACCUGAUUUGUAAACUUUUCUGGUGUGAUGAGACUGUGCGAUCCCAUGUUGCUUGGGGACAGGCAAAUCCUACAUUUCAUUUUGUGCAGGUGACUCCAGUUGCUUUUACAGCUAAACUGCUGGAGCGCAUGAAGAACAAUGUAAUGGUGAUUGAAGUUUGGCAAAAGAUUGGAAAUCCAAAGGAGGAUCACCUUCUAGGCCUUGUGAAACUACCUCUUCACCAGUUCUAUAUGUCAUUCAGGGACGAGAAGAUUGCUUAUCUACUACUUCAAGCACAAUACCCAGUAUUAGGAGUGGACUGCUACAUGCCGGUUAUAGAUGUUUUCUCUGGCAUUUGUAAAGGAAAUCUGAGAGUUAUUUUAGCUAUGGGUCGAUCAGAACAGAUUUCUGCCCUUCAGUCAGCAAGAGGUGAAGAACAUCAUGCUCCUGCGGUGCGACCAGUCCACCUGUUGGAUCAUCAGCCACAAUUAAAGCGGCAUAAGGUGACCAGAGGCCCUAAUGAAAUAAUGAAAGAGCAUGUGUUUGUGAUGAAAGUGGAGAAAGUCAUUGGGUUGACUCCUUUGCAGUCCACAGUGUGGGGAGAAGCGGACUGCUACAUUCAGUACACUUUCCCUUUCCAGGAAGGCGAUCUCACUGAUCAUACAGACCUCAUAGAAAGCACCAUCAACUUGAAGCCCUUUCGCACCACCACAACCCUCUGUGUCCCUGACCCUAUAUUUGGCCACACUGAGAGACAUGUGCUUUUGGCCCCUGAAGGGGUCCCCAUCCAGAAGGUCCUGCUCAGCUCUCUGUCCUGCCAGGGCUUGAGUGAUGGGGGCGGUGUGCUGUUUGAAGUGUGGUGCCGAUAUUACUAUCCAAAUGUGCGAGAUCAGCUUGUAGCUAAAGGAACUCUUCCACUGUCCAAGCUGUGUGCCAUGGUGACCAUGCAGACGCUGCACAAUGAAGCACAAAUGUUCUCACUGCCACUGAUACCAUGGACUGACCAAGAUCACCGUCCUCAACCCUCGGGUUUGUUGGACGUCUGUGUUCAAUACAAACACCGUCCUGUGAGGCCAGAGGGACGGAUGGGAAGAGGAGCUGCAUCGCGGGUUGUGACACUUGUGAUACAAAUCCAUAGAGCGUCUGGACUGAAAGCUGCUUCCAGAGCCAUGGAACAGACAAAUGAGCGUUUCAGCUACUACACCUCUGUGGGUCUGAACAGCUACAUCACAGCUCAGCUCUCGUUCUUGCCUGAGCGUGAAACAAGGUGCACUCGUAUAGUGGCACGGAGCUUCAGUCCAGAGUUUGACCACUACAUGGAGAUGUCUUGUGACCUGUUUCUUCAAAGAAGCACUGGAGAGUCAUUUAGUCUCGCAGAGCAGCUGGAGCAGGCCUCUGCCAUUUUCACAGUGUGGAACAGAGAGAGUCGAAAAGGAGUUGAAGCGUCCCAACCAAAAGAUGUGCAGUUAGGCACAGUCAAAGUCCCACUUGCUGAUCUCAUCUAUAAAAGAACUGGCAUUUCAGGCUGGUUUGGAGUGCAUGUGUUAAAGCAGACUUCUUCUGGGGAGCAGCAGGUUUCGGUCGGAGGUGCUGAAAUUUCCAUUAGCUUCGCUCAUCACUCAGACAGAGAAAGGGUCCUCAAAGCUGCGCAGGGCCUGGGCUGGGAAAUUGCCCAUCACCUCAGUGUCGGAGAGGAGGAGGAUGAGUUCUGGGAGGAUAACCGUAGUCAAAUCUCACUGACGUUUUCUGUGCCUCGUGCCUGGAUACCUGUGCACUGUCUGCUCCUACCGGGCCUGGCGGAAAUGCAGCGCUCAACCUACUGCUACUUCAGAUACAAGUUUUAUGACCGUGAAGCCUUUUGUUCUCACAUGAAGCAUCCAGAUGUUGAGGACAGCAUGGCCACAGUCGGUUUUGAAGGAAGUCACACAGUCGAGCUCAAAAAGACUCAACCCUUACUUUGGUAUCUGCGCGAAGAAAUGUUGGAGAUUCAAAUGUGGGUGGCAUUUAAUAAAGACAACACUCAAAGGCCCUGUGAUACGGACCGACUGGUUGGCUCGGCUUUUCUGGAUCUGUCUGCACUUGCUAAAAUGUCCCAACAAAAACGCACACUUAGUGGAGUUUAUCCAAUGUUCAGACGAUCUGCAGCUGAUCUACAAGGAUCCGCUCUCAGGGUCCACGUUACACUGACAUCAGCUUCUAAAAGCACAGACAUCACAGCUGGGCAGAGCACAGAGAUGGACAAUAAUGACUCUUUUCCCGCGAUUGUUACAGUGGAUAAAGCCAUGCACCUAAAUCUGAAAGGUUGUCCUCUCUCAAAUCACGGUGACGGAAGCCCGUGCUGCUGCGUGUCUUAUGUCACGGCAGACUCCGCUGAACACGUCUCUACAGCUGUCGUUUCCAGCAGCGACAGCCCAGUGUGGGACCACCAGCAUGAGUGCAGACUGUCAAAGGAGUUACUUGUAGACCCCCAGCAAUCUCUUGUCUUCAAAGUGUGGCACAAAGGAGAGAUGGACAGAGUGAUGGGCUUUGCUGCUGUGGACCUGACGCCUCUGCUCUGCGGUCUGCCCUCUGUUUGCGGCUGGUACAACAUUACAGACUUCAGCGGUCAAUGUCACGGUCAGCUCAAAGUCUCUGUCACACCACGCAAACCAAUCCACGGCCUCGGAAUAGAAAGAAAGACUCAGCGUGAAGAAACGGCUACAAACUCAUCUGCUUUAAUUCAAGCAAUCAGCUAUCAGACAACAGCCACAUACAGCAGUUUCCCUUCACACAUCAGCCGCUAUCCGGAGCAGAAAAUCUCCUCUCCGAACCACACAGAAAAACUGUUCUCUGAAAGAUUGAGUGUGAGCGACAGACACGUUGAACACAUGGAAAAAGUGCGGCUGUAUCACCAGAGCCUCCAGGAGCAGGUCGCCGCUCCCUUUGCCAGUGAUGUGGGAGACGGGAAUCCCUCCAGCUCCUUUCUGUUUUCAACUCUAAGGAAAAAACUGGGCGAGCUCGACAAUAUUCAAAGGUAUUUUAGUUGUAAGCUUUCUACUCCGACUUUCCCAACAAGUGAUGAAGAUGUGAACCAUAAACCAGAGGCACCAGAAGCCUCAGAGACGGACACUCAGCAGCUGCUCCUCAGGUCCAGUACUUUAGUCGGACAAGUCAACUCUAUCAUUAGUGGACUCCAAGGACAGCAUUUGGAGACCAUACCCUUCGAUCCUCAGAGCAACAGAGAUUCUCCCGUCGAAGACCCUCCUCCUCAGAAUCACCACGUGACGAGGAGGAGCAAAGACCUGAAGAGGAACUGGAAACAGGACGAGGGCAGUGGAAGUGAUGGCAUUUCAGAAAUUUCAGAGUUGGACGUCGAUGAAGAAAGUCCCAGGACGUGUGAAAACCAAGCAUUGACGAUAAAGGACAGCAGCGAGCCGGACGAUGAGCCGGACGAUGAGCCAGACGAUGAGCCAGACGAUGAGCCAGACGGGGCUAAGUCGACUGAAAUCAGCCAUCCCACCCAGACAGAGCAGAGCAAGGACACACAACCAGAACCACUUGAUAUUCCAGAGAUGCCAAACUUCUUUCUCCCUCCUCACCAGAUGGAGGCUUCUAUGAAAGCCAUACGUUUGGCUCCAUCAUUUGCACAAUCUCCUGUCGAUUUUAGAUCAAUUGUUGCACCUGCAAAAGGCCCCAGGACACGCCCCAAUUUAUCUCCUUCAUCUUUGAGGAGAGAGACGGACAGAAUAUCCAGAAUAUUUGCAGCUCAUUUUGACAAGGCCCAUAAUGACUGA